AUGACCAAUAGUUUCUUUGGCUCGAUCCAGAGUGUUGGGCUUAUCACUGCGCCGACGAUUGGCGGUGCUCUGAUCGAUGCGUUUUCGUGGAGGGCUUGUUUUGGUGUUAAUCUGCCGCUGGGCGUUAUGUGUCUUGUCUUGACGGCUUAUGGAGUUCAUGAACAGCAUCCGCGUCAUGAUGCGCCUGUUCUUACUCUGAAGGAGAAGGUCAAAAAAGUUGACUUUUUUGGCACGCUGUUGGCUGUACCAGCUAUUACCUUUCUUCUAAUGGCACUGCAAUGGGGAGGCACAAAGUUUGGCUGGGGAACCUGGCAGAUCAUCGUUCCUCUCGUUGUUUGCGCUCUUCUAUUCGUGGCGUUUGGAUACUUGCAGUAUCAUCAAGGUGACAAUGCUCUUCUACCGCCGAGGAUCUUGAAGCAGAGGAGUAUCAUUGCAGGAAUGUGGUACGGUGCGUGCUGCGAGGGAGUCUUGGCCGUGACUGAGUACUACAUGUCUAUAUACUUCCAAGGCGUACGUGGGUAUUCACCUACAAAGGCAGGUUUGCUUGCACUACCCAUGGUUGGUGGCCUGGCCAUUGCAUUUAUUAUUUCUGGUGUUGGCACUACGUGGAUUGGAUACUAUUACCCAUUCAUGUUGGCUACGAGCGUUCUCACACCCAUCGCAUCCGGUCUUCUCACAACACUCGACCUCGAAGAACAAAUCGCCAAAGCCGUUGGCCUCCUCACAUUUCUCGGCUUAGCAGUCGGUCUCGGUCUUCAAGGUCCCCAAGUGGCUCUCCAAGCCGUCCUCCCCAUCGAAGACGUAUCCCUCGGCGGUGCAGUCAUCACCUUUGGCGCAGGAAUGGGUUCUGCUUUGUGGAUUUGUGCUUCAGCAACAUUAUUCCAAGAUCGCCUGUCAAAGGAGAUCCAGGACGCUGCGCCCGGGACGAAUACUACACGUAUUCAAGAAGCAGGUCUGUCGAAACUGAGAGAGUCAAUUGGUCCUGAGAGAUUGAAGAGCGUGCUGUCGGGUUACGAGAACGCGGUUGUUCAGACGCUGUAUAUCCCCUUGGCAUUGGCGCUUCUGAGUAUUGUUGGUGCGGUAGCUAUGGAGCGCAAGUCCAUCAAGAAGAAGCGCUCUUAA
Molecule: messenger RNA, 1122 nt
Organism: Fusarium odoratissimum NRRL 54006
Lineage: Eukaryota; Fungi; Ascomycota; Sordariomycetes; Hypocreales; Nectriaceae
Exons: 2
Coding region: 1-1122 (373 amino acids)
Biological process (GO): transmembrane transport
Molecular function (GO): transmembrane transporter activity
Source: RefSeq, a predicted model, not a curated record